Molecule: messenger RNA, 3822 nt
Organism: Sus scrofa (pig)
Lineage: Eukaryota; Metazoa; Chordata; Mammalia; Artiodactyla; Suidae
Source: RefSeq, a predicted model, not a curated record
GAGGCGCCCCAUAAGGGGCGCAGGCUUUUCCGCAGGAGGCGUCUGGCCGCUGCCGGCGCACGUGCGCGAGGGGCGGGACUUCCGGACUCCGCGGGACGCUGGGUAUGACGGCGGUGUGCGGCAUCUGGGGUCGGGCGUUUGUGGGGACCUCUGGCUUUGCUGUUCUCUGGACCCACCGUGCCGACCGCAGGGCUUCCAUGGGGCGCCGAAAAGGCAGAGAGGGGCGAACGCAGCUAGCAUCAGGGAAAAGUGCUGCCUGGGAACCCUCUGUUGACGCAGGCCACCAAGAGCCGUGGUUACUCCACAGUCUUUCCCGACCUCUUCCACCGAGGAGCGGCGGGUCACUCAAGCACUCUGCACUUAAAUCGCACUCUUCCUAGAUCCCCCUUUCUUUUCUGUAAAAUAGGGUUAGUCUUCCCUGCCCAUCACUGGGUUGUUGGGAGGAUAUAAUGAUGUCAUUUAGACCUUUGCAUUGCAGCUGUAAUUAAAGAAUGCUCUCUUGUUAUACUGUCACUGAAGAGCCAAACCUUAGAUGCAGAAACGGAUGUGUUAUGCGCAUUCCUUUACAGCAAUCACAACAGAAUGGGCCGCCACAAACCCCAUUUGGCCCUCAAACAGGUUGAACAGUGUUUAAAACGCCUGAAAAACAUGGAUUUGGAAGGUUCAAUUCAAGAUCUCUCUGAGUUGUUUUCUUCUAAUGAAAAUCAGCCUGUAAAUUCCAAAGCUUGCGUCAUCCCCAGCCAACCAGUGGUAGAAAUGGUGUUGAUGAAGAUUUUGGGAGGCUGCAAGUUGCUACUGCGCUUGUUGGACUGCUGCUGCAGGACAUUUCUCUUGACUGUGAAACACCUAGGUUUGCAAGAAUUCGUUAUUUUAAACCUUGUGAUGGUUGGGCUGGUGAGCAGAUUAUGGGUUCUUUAUAAAGAUGUUUUAAAAAGACUGAUUUCUUUAUAUGAGCCAUUGUUUGGAUUACUUCAGGAGGUCUCCAAGAUUCAACCAUUGCCUUACUUCAAAGGUUUUACCUUUCCUUCUGAUAUUGCCGAAUUUUUAGGACAGCCCUAUUUUGAAGUCUUUAAGAAAAAAAUGCCUACAGUUUUUGCAGCUAAAGGAGUAACCAAAUUGCUCAAUAAACUGUUUUUAACAAAAGAGCAAUCACAGAGGUCCAGUGAAGAAACUUUACUUAAAAUUUCCAAAAAAGCUAAACAAAUGAAGAUCGACAUACAGAAUAAUGUGGAUCUUGGACAGCCAGUAAAGAAUAAGAAAAUCUUAAAAGAAAAGUCAUCAGAAUUUGAUGUGAGGGCUUUCUGCAAACAGCUGAAACACAAAGCUAUGCAGGAACUGUGGCUCUCUGUGACCUUUGAAACUUCUGCAGUCCAUCCACCUGUUCCUAGGAGAGCUGGUUCCAGUUACUUGACUCUGAAACCAAGUAAAUUUAAGGAGACCAGUGUUGCAUUUAAAUGUUCUCAAGCCAAACUAAUGGCAACCAAACAUUCUUCUCAGAAAGCAAUAGGAACUUGCAUAAAAAGUUUUGUGCAAAGAUUCCGAGAGGCUGACACUUUCAGACAACUUUCUGAAGAAAUCCAAACGGCAAUUCUGUGGUGUAGGAGCAAAAAACUCAAGGCCCAGACUGCCUUUCUGGGUAAUAAACUUCUUAAAAGUAACCGGCUUAAACAUUUGGAAGCUCAAGGCUACAGUUUGCCAAAGAAACUAGAGUGCAUAAAAACCUCUAUUUGCAACUGCCUUCUUCAUGGCUCAGGUAUCAAAACUUCAAAGCAUCGUCUGAGACAAAGAAGAUCACAGAAUAAAUUUUCACUGAGACAAAGGAAACCACAGAGAAAGUUACAGUCAAUUCUUUCAAAGGAAAUCCAGCAGUCCCCUAAAGGGACCCAGAGUGCUACAGACAUCUUUAAAGGAAGACUCUCACACCCUGCAGUUCAUAGAACUGAUCUCUACCCUAACAAGCAGCAACUCCUGAGUACAGGAGUUUCAAAUCCUUUCAUACAAACCAAGGAGGAACAAACUCAUGAAAAUCUUAGAGGAAGCAAUGAAAAUGAAAGGACAAUGAUGCAAACAAAUAAACAUAAUACAUUAGGAACCAUUCAGACAGAUGACAUUGAUGAUAUUUUUGCUUUAAUGGGUGUUUAGAUGCUUUUAUAUGACUCUUAAGUGAUUAACCAGCUGAUCCAGUGUUCUGCUGUUGUAAGUAGAAUAGCUGAGGUCUGGAAAGAUCUGGAAAGUACCAUUUGGACUCAGAGGAGCUGUGUUGGUGCAACAUUGUACAGCAGUUCAUUUCAGUUCAAUAAACAUUUAUCAUAGCUUUGUGUUAUUUAAUAUUUGACUAUUAAAUAGUCAAAUUUUGACUUAAGACGUGAAGAAUUAGGUUUAAAAAACCUACUCUGUGCCUUCAGUAAAUGGGGAGUGGGGGUUGGGAAUAGCAAGGACCCAUCAUUUUAAAGUUUCCUUUUCUUUAUCUGGCCAUUUCCUUGUCUGCUUUCUGUAGGUUUUCUCACUUACCUAUUGUACCAGUGGUUCUCAAAUUGUAUGCUAUUUUGAGAAUCACUUGGGUUGUUUAAAAAUGCAGAUUGAGUCCUUUCCAAAGAGACUGAUAAACAUGGCUAGGGUACAGGGACAGAAGUCUGCAUUUUUAAUAAGGGGUCCAGGUGAUUUUCAUACAAAGUACCCCAAAAUGCAGAGUUAGAUAAGCUCUGGUUUAGCUUUCUUCUGCCCUGAAUCCUUGCUAAAUAUCCUGAUUUAAUUGAGUUCUUAAUCUCUAGUCACUUUUUGUUGUUUAUAUUUCUCCUGCUUUCCUACCAAGUGGUAGAACUACUUAGUGCCUUAAAACAUGGAAAAUAACCAAGGAAAUUUCAUUCAUAAGUCUAGAAACAGUCAUUAACUUUAAAGAUUUAAGGUCCAGUCUUGCUUCUGCUUUUAUUUGCACAUAACUCCACUAAGCCAGCAAGUUUCCCUGGCUUAGGUUCCUUCAUCUGAAGUAGCAUUACUGUCCAAUAAUCAUAAACUUUUACAGCGGGAAUAGACUAGAGAUUAUCCCUCAUGGAAAAAACAGUAGCUCAGUGAAUUGUCUAAGGAGGUAAAACUGGAUUGGACUAUAAGCCUAGCAUAUUUUUCUGCUUCAUCAGUUGUUCUUUUGAGAAUAUUUCUUCAUUUUCUCACCUCCUGCUCCUUACAAUUCUGGGAAAAAAUAGUAAAGAGCUUCAUAUGCUAAUGAAGUGACAAUUUAUAGGUAAGGAAUAUAGUAUUCUAUGUUAUUUUUUCCAAACAAAUUCAAGUGUUUUAAAAGUGAAAUCUUAUAUAUACAAACCCGUAACUUAGCCAGUAAAUUAGACUAGAAACUACUGUUAGCAUCGUCAUAGUGAACACCGAUUUAAUGACUUCUGGUGGCAUUAGAACAGUAAGGUCAUUUAUAAGUGCAGUGUGAGAGACCUCCCAUGUAUCACUUCAGAUCCUCUUUGGUCUUCGUACUUCAGCCAUUACUAUGGCAACCAGUUUCAAGUUGGACUGGGCAAUCCACCUUGCCUCUGUUCUGAAGGCUUCUCCCUGCCUCCUGGCUUCUGAGAAGCUAUAUGAACUGCUUGGUAUUUGGGCAUGUAUAGUGUAGAAGAGGUGUGGGCCCACCCUCUAACCCCCCCUUCAAAGACAAUUCAGAGGCACACUUCAUAAGGCUCCCUCAUGUCCCUCAAAUUCAAGCCCUAGUGCCUACAUGGUGUCCAACUCAAUGCAUCUUUGAUUGUCUUUCCUCCCACAUGUUUCAUUUCUCCAUCACUCCUGUUCCCUGAGAUCACAUCCUCAAUAAACUACUACACAUAA